Ceutorhynchus assimilis (cabbage seed weevil) is the source of this 4773-nucleotide messenger RNA. Lineage: Eukaryota; Metazoa; Arthropoda; Insecta; Coleoptera; Curculionidae. The record is from the annotation of a GenBank genome assembly.
UAGUCAAAGUCCUGCUGCCUGCCGUGCUGGGAUAUCGUCGGCGGUCGUCCUCUGGCGCUGCUGCUGCCUGCCGUCGCGUCUCAGUGAAACCCCUAAAUUUAGCAGCACAAAACUUCAACUAUGACAAUACAAGGAACCCUGUCGAAGCAAUAACAUGAAGAUUGGUUUUCCAGUUGUGAUUUAGUUGAUUUCAUCCAGACUUUCAGUCAGAAUAAUGGGCGAACGCGAGAAAAUAUCCAAAAACCCGGUCAGGGUUGGAUUCUACGAUAUAGAACGGACUAUUGGGAAAGGGAAUUUUGCCGUUGUUAAACUAGCUCGACAUAGGAUUACUAAGACAGAGGUUGCAAUCAAAAUAAUAGACAAAUCGCAACUAGACGCCAGCAAUCUCCAAAAAGUUUAUAGAGAAGUAGACAUAAUGAAAAGACUGGAUCAUCCUCAUAUAAUUAAACUUUAUCAGGUGAUGGAAACCAAGAAUAUGAUUUAUUUAGUGUCAGAGUAUGCGAGUCAGGGUGAAAUUUUUGAUUACAUUGCAAGAUACGGACGUAUGAGUGAAGAACAAGCUAGAAUUAAGUUUUGGCAAAUUUUGUCAGCUGUCGAAUACUGCCAUAAUCGUAAUAUAGUACAUCGAGACUUAAAGGCUGAAAAUCUAUUACUAGAUUCCAAUAAUAAUAUUAAAAUAGCGGAUUUCGGUUUUUCAAAUUACUACACAGCGGGCGGACAAUUGUCCACGUGGUGCGGAUCUCCACCGUAUGCCGCCCCCGAAGUUUUCGAGGGUAAAAAGUAUGUUGGACCUGAAAUCGAUAUAUGGAGUCUUGGAGUGGUACUUUACGUCCUAGUUUGCGGAGCUUUACCGUUCGAUGGAUGUUCACUUCAAGCCCUUCGAGAUCGAGUGCUUUCGGGUCGGUUUAGAAUUCCUUAUUUUAUGAGUCAAGACUGCGAAUCGCUUAUAAGAAAAAUGUUGGUCCUCGAGCCAAACAAGCGAUUCACCAUUCAACAAAUUAAAAAACAUCGAUGGAUCCAAACGGGUAUACUGCCUACCUUCCCACCCACCAUUCCCACAUCGAACACCCAUCCAAACGAACAAAUUCUUAGACUGAUGCAAAGCCUAGGCAUUGACAGCUCGAAAACUAGAGAGUCAAUUCGUCUAGGAUGUUACGAUCACCACGCAGCAAUUUAUUUCCUACUUCUCGAUAAACUACGCAGCCAAUUAGGAGGAGAAACCCAAACUGGAGUUCGUGAAGUCCAGCGCAGACGUCCAUCAAACGUGGCGGAACAAGCGAUGAGAAAAAUAGGGAGGGCAAGCACCUCGGAAGACUGUCGUCGACUCCUGCAACACUCUACCAUCGCCCCAACGGCAAGCAACAGUAAAAUCAGCAUGGGCUCAGUCACAGCUUCCAGCCGACCCAUCAAUUCAUCACCGAUUCACGGCAUCGACGCUGCCAGGCUUUUGGCUGCCACCAAUAGCGAAGACGCUUUGAAAAUUCUGAAUCAGGCCGCUUCUGCUACGACUUUUAGCAUGUGCACCGAAGCUACAAGGCUUAUGUCCACGUUACAGAUGUCUGCUAUACCGUCUAGCUCAGCGGAUGGUUCUGGGUAUAAGGAGUACGCGAAAGGAGGGGCUAGUCAGUACCCUUUGUUGAUGAAUAUGCAUAAUCCUUUUGAAAGUGUGGAGGUUAAAGGCAGUCUUGAUAGAUUCAGUAGUGGCUUUAAAGGUAGCGAAAUCCACAUGCAGUACUCAAGUUCAACCGACGAAGGCGUAGAAACCGACUUAGAAGACCAAACACAUGUAGGCACAAGACUGAGUUACACCUCGUCUAGCUCAUCUAGCGGGGUAGUUAACAAUUUCAACGCUUCGAAAAGCUUAAGCCAGAACCUCAGUUGCGAUAGCAAUUUCGAAAGCUUAGAGUAUCCGCUGUCCGAGUCCAGCGAAUUAGCAAGCAGUCUUCCGAGUUGCACGUCAACGGACAAAAAACCCGAACCCACCCUUACCAGCUCCAACGCGCUGUCCAACAUAAAAUAUUCCAUAGUUCCUAGAUCUGUUUUGCACAAGCACAAUCCCCUAGUUCACAUGAGCAGUUUUAAGACUACCAGAAACAUGACUAGGUCGCCUGUAGAUUUCCGCGAAGGUAGACGUGCUAGUGAUGGGUUAGUAGCUCAACAAGCUGCCGAUCCACCAGGUAGUACUCUAGCCUUUAACUCUCAAAAAUUAAACGAAGGCUAUAAAGCUAAAGGGGUUUUAGAUAUGGGGCUGGUGCAGCGUGAAGCGCUCAGACUUCAAAGUCAAUAUCAAGCCAGAGAGCCUCCAGAAGAAAUAUCGCACAGACAAAUACAGCACAAUCAAUACAUGCAACCUAGAAGCACAAAAAAAAUCAGCUUGCCAGAUAAUUUUAGUUAUUCCAGUACUUGUGUGGAACCAGUGCAACUUCAAACCGCAAUGCAACACCGACUGUUACAACAAAAACGCCAGAUAUUGCAAAAACAGUGCGCCAUGGCCCAUCAAACUGUAGAAACUCCUCAUUUAUCACGCAGGCAUAUGCUGAGACAGGCUAGUUAUAAAAUCGCUCAACAACAACCAGUAUUGCCGCCAUUACCUCCGCUUCCUUUAUCGGAAAACGAAAGCAAAGAUUUACUUGCUUUUCAGUCAUUGGUCGAAGGAUCUCAGGAAUCUUGGAAUUCUUUGUCUAGCAGCAUGCAGACUUCUUGUCAGAUUGCUGAAACUUCGAGUAGUAGUUCCAAUAAGGCUUGGCAGAAACCAGUUCCGACAUGGAAUCAGGGUCCAUCCAGUUUACCGACACCAACGAAUUUGCAAGGGAACGUUUGGCCGCCCUUGCUGCCUUUACGAGAAAGUCCUAUUUUAGAGCUGACUGAACAGAUGGAAUCCAUGUAACUCUGUCAAAUCUACAUUGUUUUUCUAUUUCUAGAUUAUAUUAUGUUUUGGCAUUAUUGGAUUUUUAGUAGAAGAACUAUGCUCCUAUAUACCUACAUAUUGAUUAAUAAGAUUUGUUCCUGCAAAAUUAUAUUGAAUUUCUAAUGAAAAUUUUCUACAGAUUUCAUUGGAAGAGUUGUGAGAUUAAUAUUAAAAUAUCAAUAUUGGCAGCAAUUGGAACAAAUGGUAGAUAUUGCUAGUUUAGGACAAAGACAAAUUCUUUUUUUGCUGGAACAAACCAACUACUCCUAACACAAACUUCACCUAAUCACAAUGUAGACCAUGACAAUAAAGUUUUAUAUUUUGGCAAUUUGAUACUGUAUUUAAAUUUGCUGCAGAUUCAAAUAAAGUAUUUUCUUGACUCAAACCUAUAUAUGCAUCAAAAAUACUACAGGGGCAUCGAAACAUCAACGCAGAAUAUACAUAUUUUGUCGUUUUAAAAAUAAGAUUUCGAAAAUAUUUGGUCACGUUUUAAGUGACAACUCCGUAGUCAAUUUUAACCAUGUAUAAGCUAAAAUCAAAAAGUAUAUAUAUUCGUAUAUAAGACAUUCCAGGCGAAGAAUUAAAAUUAGUUUGUUCAGUAAUAUUGUGUGUGUGGAUCAUUACAGUAACUCUGUAGAUUUUAGAGUUAAAAAUCGUAUGUCUUCGAAAAUCGUCCUUGUUGCCUACAGACAAUAAGAAAACCGCAUUUAAUUUCUAUAAUGGACAAAUAUCAAAAAUUUGUAAUAAUGUAGAUAAUUUUCUAGGCUUAAAUCAUUUAAAAAAAUUUCAGAAUGGUCUUUUGAGGUUUGCUCAUAAAAUAACUGCAAAUAUUUUUUGAUUCCGUAACUUCUGAAAGGGCUUUUCUAGAGUGAUAAAUAUAUUGUAAAUUUAGUAUAAGCAAUAUUGAAAAAACUACCCGCUUAAAACAACAUUGUAGAUCCAAUAAUUGAGUCAAUAUAAUAAUUAGGCAAACGAUAAUCAAUGUUAGAGUUACUGUAAAAACAGUUUAGGAGUGAUAUAUAGAGGUAUUAUUUAGAACUGCAAUUUUUACCUGCUGUCCAAAACCUAAAUUUGUUCAGCAAGGAAAAAUUCUACUAUAGCUGGUGUUCAUUUUGGAACUAAACCACCAAUCCAUCUCUGUUGAAAUUUGCAGAGAAACUUUCUGAGACAUAUUUCGUUUCAGAAAUUUCAAAUUCUCUGUUAUAAUCAGCAUCACUCGCUUUUUCCUGAGUAUUUUUAAGAUAAGGAGAAUAAGAAACUAACAGAGAGAAAUGAUGAUUGUUCUUUUCUCAAGGGAUAUUUUUCCACAGUUAUUACUUUACAAAUCUUAAAUUAUUCAAACAAUAACAAAAUAUUUAUUGAAGUUCCUUGGUUUCCUAAAUGAACACCCAUGGAUAUGUAUUCAGAUUUGGACAUAUAGCUAGAUAUUUACUGGGCAAAUGUGCAAGCUAAGGAUUUUAGUACUAAGAUGAUGAUAAUAAUAUUAUAACUUGAGUAUAAGCUAAAGGAAAUUAUUUAAGUUGUCUUAUUUAUUAUAAUAGGAACGUAUACGUUUGGAAAAUAAUGGAAGAUAUUUUUUUUUGCUAUACAGGCACCUAUAUUUGGAUGCUCAAAGGAAUUGUUUGAAAAAUCAUUAAUAUUCAAACGUAUUGAUAACAUAUCAUUCAUUUCAAAUAUCACAAAAAGGAAGAAUGGAAAUGUGAAUGCCGAAAAGUGUUGUAGUUACUUGUUAUAAAUAGCGCUUUUUAAAGGAAGUGUGUGUUUUUUAGACAGCAAUAAUAUAUUUAUACAUUUUUUAAAGGGUAUAUUGAUAACACAUUUUGUUUGAUAUUGCUUUUGUUAUUGUUUAUAUUAAACAUAUUUAA